AAGAUCGAGACGGUACACGAAACAUUUGUCGAUUGGCCAUUUGCGAUUAUGUAAUGAGAACAUAUAUAGUCUGACCGGAUAUUGUCGCUAUUCGACGUAUGGUGAAGCGAGAGUGUCUGCUCGUUCUUUGUUAUACUUUGUCAUCUUGGAUCGACAUUUCUGACCUGAUGUGACUUCUAUCUACCACGACCUUUCCUUUUUCGACCUUUACCUAAUGUUUUGCAUCGUUGUCUUUCCUCUUGUUCACUUACUUCACUUUGUCCACUUUCCACUUCAUUCUGUACCUUGGAGGUGGAAGGGGAUUCUCGUCUGGUUCGGCUAUGAUGUUAUUGUCUGUACGCCUCUGUAUUGUCUUCUUCAGUUUCAUGGCAGCAUGUUUUGGGAUUCCUUAUACGCCCUCCAUACUUUUUGCUUCACUAUUUGCGUCAGCCUUGGGGUUGCACAUACUACGGAUUUUCUUUCUUGUCAUUGUCCACUUCCUUUACGUUAAACGACGUAUAAGCAAGAUCAAAGUCGAAAACACCACCAAACUUAAUGGCUUUGAUUUUGUUCUUUUUCUCUUCUACUUAUUUGACUUUUCACUUUCAACCAAACCUGCCAUUGAAGACAACUCGAUUUACUGGGGGACAGCGCGCAGGUCACUUGAGCUGCUAACUGAAAAUUUCUCGUUUUAUAUCCUUGAUGCUUUCUUUUUGCUCUUUUCCUUUUUUCUAGAUACAGGCGAAUUGAUCUUUUGUAUGUCUUCUAAAAACUACAAGACAAUUUCUUAUAUUUCGAAUCCAUACGGACAGACUAGUAUGUAAGCACCUAGCCUUGAUCAUACUUUCAGCGUCUGGCAACGUCCCGGACCGGAAUGACUA
Molecule: messenger RNA, 860 nt
Organism: Talaromyces proteolyticus
Lineage: Eukaryota; Fungi; Ascomycota; Eurotiomycetes; Eurotiales; Trichocomaceae
Exons: 1
Coding region: 321-803 (160 amino acids)
Source: RefSeq, a predicted model, not a curated record